Messenger RNA from Sporothrix schenckii 1099-18, 597 nucleotides. RefSeq lists its product as uncharacterized. The transcript has a single exon. NCBI's taxonomy places the organism in Eukaryota, Fungi, Ascomycota, Sordariomycetes, Ophiostomatales, Ophiostomataceae. The record is from RefSeq and is a predicted model, not a curated record. Bases 1 to 597 code for a protein of 198 amino acids.
AUGGGCAUCAUUCGUGAUAUCGUGUACAACGUGAUGGACAAUCACAACAUGAACAACGCGAACAUGAACAACCCCAACUGCGGCCACGACCGCAACGUCGUCUACACGACUCCGGUCCCUGUCGGCGCCACCUAUGUCGGCUCUCCCUACCUCGGCCGCCACGACCGCCGCAUGGCCCGCCGCGAACUGCGCCGUGACUACCACGACGUUCGCCGUGAUAUGCGCCACGGGUACGUUGUCGACACUGCCUACGUCACCUCCGUGCCCUCGCCCAUGCAGCAGCAGCAGCAGCAGAUGAUGUACAACAACAACACCAACAUGCAGUACCAGCAAGGCCCGCCGGCCUCGCAGAUGUAUAGCAGCAGCAACAACUACAACAAUCAACAGUACGCCCCGCCGCAAGGCCCGCCGACGUAUGCAACGCGCGACGUAUCGUCUCAGAACAACAACAAUAACAACAGCCGUGACAUGGCUCGGGAUGGCAACGCACCACAGCCGCAGCAACGCCGCGUCUUUGACGAUGAGUCGGACGUUCACGCCCCGCCGCCCUACACACCCAACGGCAACGACCAGCAGUCAAAACGCUCGAAAAACUAG